CAAAACCUCACUCUCUUGAUAGAACGAACGGUCUUCACUUUCACUGUCUGCAUCUCCCACAUCUUCUUCUCCUUCUCCUUUUCACUUGUCUCAAAAGUUUCUUUCCAUUUCCUCUUUAAAUCACCUCAAGAUGCCGAUCAACAAAGACCCAUCAACACCUCCGCCUGUCAUCGGAAAAAUCGGGCCUUACACUGUCUUCAUGACUCCUCCGGCGACUCCAAAACCACCUGAAUCUCCUGCCGCCGUCUCUCAGAAACCCAUGGUUCCGCCGCCAGUUCUUCCUCCGCCCCAGCAGUUUAAAUCGGUGGCUUCCUCUGAACAAAACGGCUCGGUUUUGGGGUUCCUCAAAAACGCCGCCACAAAGGUUCAGAAUGCACAUUCAAGCGUGGAUGAUCAUUUGGUGAGAUGGUUUGGGUUGAACCAAUCUAAGUACCAGUGGGCUUUAGACGAGUAUUACGAAGGCAAAGCGUCUGAAGUGAAGAGCGUGAAAGCAAAGGAGAUGCCAGGGAAAGUUCAAAACGAUUAAGCGACCAUAUAUACAUCCCCACUUGUUGUCGCUUUCGCCAAUCUCCCAAACCUGUUUUCCUGAGAGAGCUAAAAAAAGAAAAGCUGGAGUCUUGAUGAAAGUUUUCUUCGAUCAUUGAAUUUAUUUAACCUUGGAGAUAUCUUUGGUAUAAUUGAGAAACUAUUGUAGUUCUUCUUGUGAUUUGUUGUAAGAUUAAUAUAUAUAGAUGAUGUCUCAGUUCAAAACAGUUUAGCAAG
Messenger RNA from Eruca vesicaria subsp. sativa (arugula), 762 nucleotides. The record is from the annotation of a GenBank genome assembly. Lineage: Eukaryota; Viridiplantae; Streptophyta; Magnoliopsida; Brassicales; Brassicaceae.